UGAAAGCCUGUCCAUAAUCCAAGACACAAAUCACAUAAUUACUCCCUCCGUCCCUAUUUAUCUGUCCAAUUUUGAAAACUUCACGGAUCUUAAGAAAAUUUAAGUUUGAGAAAGAACUUCCAGCCAUGCCCUUAUUUAAUGUGUAAAAUACUGAUGGGAUUACUCAUUAUCCCAUACAAAUUUAAUUACUCUCAUAAUCACUCAAUCAAAUACACAGUCCAAUAAUCUAUUUUCGUCUUCUCUGCAUCCCAUCCUAUUUCACAAACAAAGCCAUAGUUUAUCAAAUUUCCCUCUUAAAAUUUUAGAGCAAAUUCAAGCUUUCCCUCUGCAAUGAUUUUUAUGAUGUUAAAAAUUUUGAAUUUUCCCACCAAUUUAGUCUAUAUAAUGGAACCUAAACACAAGCUUCAUUCAGAAAAUAAUCAUUGGAUGCAUCAUGAGUUUCACACGUGAUUUUGAUUUAAAUCUUUCACCGGGAUUACAUGAUUUUGAUUUAAAUCUUUCACAGGGAUUAGAAGAGAAUGAAGAAACAUUUACGGAAGGAGGCUCGAACAAUGCUGGUUUAUUUGAUCUAAACAUUCCCUUAGAAGAUUUGUCAGAAGAAGAUAUACGGGACCUGGACCAAAGCCAAGAAGAAAUAACAAGAAAUAUAAGUUCACAUGAAGCUCCUCUAAACGGAGAAGGAGAAGAAGUCGGAUCACAUGAUGAGACUGUAACAAGAAGAUUAAAGACGUUGUCAAAUGUUGAACGUCGGGAAGUUUUUUUGGCUUUGCUGCAUAGAAGUGUCAACGGAAAGCUUCGCCAUGGUACUAUACCUCUUAUUGCUCAACAAUAUUCUGUAUCAAAUCGUACUAUCUCUCGCAUAUGGAGAAAAGCAAAAGGUAUGCUGGACAGUUCUGUUGUUGAUGUUAGCCAUCGUAAAACAAAGAAUUGCGGGAGAAAAAGAAUUGUAAUUGAUUUUUAGCAAAUUCGGAGAAUUCCUCUUUCAAAAAGAACAACUAUCCGAUCACUAGCUUGUGCUGCAAAAGUGAGUAAAUCUGCCUUGCAUCGGAAUGUUCAAACUGGUGAUGAUCUUCGCCGACAUACGAAUCCUGUCAAACCUUUUCUAAAGGAGUCAAACAAGAAAGCAAGGGUGCAGUUCUGUUUAUCUAUGAUCGACAAAAAUAAUGAUAGCAAUGAUCCUAGAUUCAUUGGUAUGGACAAUAGGAUCCACAUCGAUGAGAAGUGGUUUUACUUAAGCAAGAAAUCUGAAAAAUAUUAUCUUCUCAAGGAGGAACGUGAUCCCGAAAGAACUUGUAAAAGUAAGAAUUUUUUAACGAAGGUCAUGUUCUUAGCAGCGGUAGCACGCCCAAGGUUUGAUGAAGCUGGUAAUGUCUUAUUCUCUGGAAAGAUCGGAAUAUUUCCGUUUAUUACUAAGGAGCCUGCAAAAAGGAGCAGUUCAAAUAGACCAGCAGGAACUCUUGUAACUAAACCAAUGACUUCUGUUGGAAGGGAUACGGUGAGAUCAUUUUUAAUCAACAAAGUUGUUCCUGCCAUUAUAGAGAAGUGGCCUGAUGAUGUUCAUAACACUACUCUAUUUAUUCAACAAGACAAUGCUCGGACUCAUAUUAAUCCUAAUGACGAAGAGUUUCGUUUAGCUAUGAACAGACUUGGUGUGGAUAUCCAAUUGUACAAUCAGCCUCCAAACUCUCCUGACAUGAACGUGUUGGACUUGGGAUUUUUCAAUGCAAUUCAAGCUUUACAGCAGAAGGAAGCCACAAGAACAGUUGAGGAGUUAAUCUCUGCAGUUGAGAGAGCAUUUGAAGCAUACUCACCCAUCAGAUCGAAUCAUGUAUUUUUAAGUUUGCAAUUGUGUAUGAUUGAAGUAAUGAAAACUAGAGGGUCCAUCGGUUAUAAAAUUCCUCAUAUCAAUAAGGUUGGUUUAGAAAGGAACGGCAGACUACCAUUUCAAAUGCCAUGUGAUGCAAAGCUCAUCGAAGACAUAAAUGAAUGGCUGAACUCAGAGCCAUAAUAGGAAAUCAGGAACCAUCGUGGUCUCCGUCACUACUGGGAUAGAUUUGCUAAGACUACUGGUCGCAGGGGAAAGAUUGUUAGAGUCUCCAAGAAGAGAUAGAUUUGCUUGCUCUGUUUUAAACCAGUUUUGUUGGAUUGAUAUGUUUGAAACAAAUUUUAGACUACUGGGGCACUCUUUAUUUUGUAGUUGUACUUGCUUUCUUGUCUCAGUAAGAAUUCAAUAUAUAUGAGUUUAGACCUUUUUAUUUAAUCAA
Molecule: messenger RNA, 2264 nt
Organism: Daucus carota subsp. sativus
Lineage: Eukaryota; Viridiplantae; Streptophyta; Magnoliopsida; Apiales; Apiaceae
Exons: 4
Coding region: 434-961 (175 amino acids)
Source: RefSeq, a predicted model, not a curated record